This is a messenger RNA of Trichomonas vaginalis G3, 303 nucleotides long. Its product is annotated as protein of unknown function, DUF4108 family. The transcript has a single exon. The record is from RefSeq and is a predicted model, not a curated record. Lineage: Eukaryota; Parabasalia; Trichomonadida; Trichomonadidae. The annotation marks the transcript as partial.
UGGAACAUCGAACCAGUUAAGUUUGCUAUUGUGACUAAAAAUGGUGCGAAAUUUGAAGACUUAGACAUAGAAGGUUUGUUAGCAGUCAAAGAAAAUUUUGACAGAAGGUUCUCAAACCUUAAAGAAGGCAAAGCAUACAAACUUGUUAUACCUUAUGAACCAAAGAAGACAGACGACUAUGAAUAUUAUGAGUCUAAGAUAGUUGAAGUUCAAGGUAAAUUGGGUAAAAAGAUUUUAGAGUCUAAGCCAGUGUUUGCUCCUAAAGAGGAAGAGAACAUUGACAUUGACCCAGAAAUGUUCUAA